AUGUCUGCUCAAGACGCAAAGCGACGCCGUGCAGACUCCACUGCAGCUGCGUUAUCAAGACCCUUUCGAUCUCCGUUUCGCGCCACACCAGGAAAGCCAAGUGGAGAUUCUCAGGGCCAGCCCAGUGACCUUGGCAGAACACAACUUGACCAAACGGCCUCCCCUAAGGCACGGGGUCCUUCAUCUUUCCCAUACAAGCGGCAACAAGGCGUCGGCCUUUCAUCAAGAUCCCCAGACACUUCAGACACCCAAUUGGAGAUUGCGGCACUUGUGAAGGCCCAGCGCCAACUAAAGAACAAACUUCACGUCUUGACAGAAGAGCUACACCUAUGUGAGCAAGCUUACAAAAUCGAGCAUGGUCCAUCAGAGGCUGGAUCAAGUGGCGGGGAAGUGGAUAGCGAGCUUCUACGCUUGACAGAACGAUGGAAAUCAGCCAGCCGUCAAGCAGCAGAGGAGCUUUUUGGCAGUGCCAAGGACAAGAUAAACAGGAUGGGAGGUCCACAGGCGUGGAAGGAGAUGCAGGAAAAACAGCAGGAGUUUCAAAACGAGUUUAAUGCCGGGUUCGAGCAAGACUCCCGUGGUGAAAUGGAUGACUGCGAUGGAAGGAGUGAUACAGAUGCAGGGGCCGACAUCGAGCUGGAGACGCAGAAUGAGAGGAAGGCACGUGGGGGGGGUGAUGAUGCUGAGGAUUUGAAUGACCAUGAGUUCACGAUGUCAAUGAUGCUGAGGUCGCUGAAUGUCGAGCCCGAGGUGAUCGGCUACAGCAAGGAACAUCAAAUGUGGAUAGAUUAA
This is a messenger RNA of Pseudogymnoascus destructans, 792 nucleotides long. RefSeq lists its product as uncharacterized. Gene Ontology annotation, biological process: DNA recombination. The coding region runs from base 1 to 792 and encodes 263 amino acids. Lineage: Eukaryota; Fungi; Ascomycota; Leotiomycetes; Thelebolales; Thelebolaceae. The record is from RefSeq and is a predicted model, not a curated record. The transcript is spliced from 3 exons.